Messenger RNA from Rangifer tarandus platyrhynchus (Svalbard reindeer), 1065 nucleotides. Lineage: Eukaryota; Metazoa; Chordata; Mammalia; Artiodactyla; Cervidae. The record is from the annotation of a GenBank genome assembly.
AUGGCUGUAAAUCUUAACGACCCCGCCUGUGGCUUCCACCAGAAGGAAGUUGUAGAUUUUCUAAAUGAGCAGAUAAUUAAAAAUGGAGUCAGUCCCUGUUUCUAUGUGAUGCACAAGUCCAAGUCCUGGGGGGAUAUGGAGAUGACGCUGAGGGACAUUUUGAAUAACCCAGAGAUAUCGGGAGGCAUUAAGGAGGCUUGUGCCUGGACUAUCCUGGCCCUCGCCGUGCGGUUUGCUGAGAGGCAGAAGCGGGAGGAUGCAGAAAAGAUUAAAGAGCUCCAGGAUCAGCUAGAGGAGCAGAAGCUCCUCACGGAUGCCUUGUUGGGAACAGUGCGUAGACUUAGGGAGAAGCAAGAGAAGGAAAAGGAGAAAGACAGGUCCCGUCGGCAACAAAGCCUUGAAGUGCUUCGUGGAGUACCGGAAGAGCGAAAUUUACUCAGGAGAGAGCAUAGAGUAGGCACUCGCAAGCAGGCUAGAACUGAGGGAGAGAACCAAAAAGGGACAUCAGGGACACUGAGCCGCCCUCACAGCCCAUCCAGUCAGUCUAAGAGCGGGGAGUCGAGGAAAGGGUCAGGCCGGAGGAUCACUGCUGCUCCUGGUACCUCUGCCAGAGCGGGAGAGGCGAAGGACAAAGAGGUUUCUCAGCCCUGGAACGACAAGGAGGUAACUAUUCUUUCUCGCUCUCAGGUCUCAGGUUCCAGGGCCAAGGCUGGCAAGUUGCCAGCCGUCGAUCUCUCUCAGUCCUCUUGUUCAUCCCUAGCUACACUUUCUCCCCCAGGAGCAGCAGCUGAAGCUGCAGCAUGUUCUUCUGUGAAAGACUCCAAAAGAAAUUAUAGGGGGAAACAUCACCCUACUAGGAAAUUCCUGCCAGAAAGGUUUAAGCAAUACCCUGGCUUAUCUUACUCGGCGAGAUUCAGCAUCAGGCGCAGAAUAGGAGACUGGGACUGUGCCCAGUGUCAUUUGAUGAAUUUCUCAUGGCGAAAUAUAUGCUUUAAAUGUAAAAACUCCCGGCACACAAAGGAAGGUAGAGGCUCUGUCCCAAUUAGGGCCCUCACUGAAUUCUAA